Molecule: messenger RNA, 8327 nt
Organism: Malurus melanocephalus (red-backed fairy wren)
Lineage: Eukaryota; Metazoa; Chordata; Aves; Passeriformes; Maluridae
Product: rab GTPase-activating protein 1-like
Exons: 8
Coding region: 1788-2717 (309 amino acids)
Source: RefSeq, a predicted model, not a curated record
AUUUUGUAUAGGUGACAUGGAGAGCUACCUUAUCUUUAGCUGGACUGGAAUCUGAAGUCUUUCUAYUGCAGGAAUUAAUUGGAAAAAAUUGCCUUUGAAGAAAAACGAGGAAAAAUGCAUUACAGGCGUGCUUCAAGGAAAAAAAAUCUUUCUUCAUUCUGCAAGGGUUCAGCAUGAUCAGAAUCUGCUUUAGUCACAAGAGUUUAACCUCAAGUGCUGCAUUUUUGUUUGCCAUAAGCCUAUUAGAACUCUGUUUCCUAGCAAUAAUAUGUAAUUUCCCCCUCCUAUUGAAGUGGAAGGGAUGUUAGGGUUUUAAUCCUGCCCACUAUAGCUGUUGCUCAAGUUUCCUAUUCAAAAGCAAAUAGCACCUGGUGCYAUUUAGAUAGCUGCAAUCUUUGAUAAAGAUACUCCAGGAGGAGAGGAAAAAGAAAAACAAGGUGGGUCUGACUCUGUUCAUUCUGGAACAUGAGGGUGUAACCAUCUGCCACACCAGCCUGCACUGGAAAUUUCUACCAAAUUUGUUGGAUCCGGCACAAACUCUUUUUGGAGACAAAUGGAUGGCUGCAGUGAUUUCUGUUUCUUGAGCAAGUAUGAUUUUUCACCAGGAAGAAAAGGURUCCAGAGAAGAUAAAAAUAUAGUGGAUGGAGUUUUAUCUUGCCUGAUUUUCCUGAAAGGAGUUUUUUUCUGGGAUAAUUUGUUUCUUCCAAUUCUGCAUUGUUUUCUAGAUUUUCAUUUGUAGUUUUUAGAGUACUGAUUCUUAAUUAUUUUUUUCCAUAUUUUUCCUUGUGCUGUUUUUGCUCAGUGUCAGAUAGAUAAAAGAAGUUGGGAUAAAUUAAUUGUAAAGUCAGGAGCAAUUUGGAGGGCUGCUCCACUAUUUAGGAUUCACAAAAGAGAUAACAUAUUACUUCUUAACUAAAAUAAGACCAGCGCAAGAUUCAGGUUAAAAACCUUCUUCUGUGGAAAGUUUUGAUUGCUAAAUUGUUUUCAUUUCACUUGUGGAGGUACAGGUUUAUUCAAGAAARAGCAUUACAGCCUUGUUGCAUUUUUCAGGGCUGUUUUACCCUCCAUUACAUGUGGAAGCUGAAGGACCCUUUUUUAGAGGGUUGUGAUUUGAUGCCAUCAUCUUCCUGCUAAAAUCAAAGUAUCUGCAGGGCAUAGAAUGCAGUCCAGAUCCUUGGAAAAGCAAAAGUGACUGUUYUAAAAGAUUUUAAAGGUGAGAUUUAGAAACUUGCAGAAAAUUUCAAGGAAUGCCUGAAAGAAAUCAGCAUUACACCGAUCUUUGGGAACUUACAAAUAAGCCAGAARCAGCAAUUCAUAGGAGGGGAAGACUGCUGACAGGAGUAUCAGCUUUCAUGGAAGAAAACUGGAUAUAAAGAAUGAACAAUUGCUACCAAACUGGAGAAGCACAGCAGUGAUUUCGGUGCUGCUGUUAAGCUCUGACAGUUCUUUUCUUGUUUAAGACUGAACUGUUUUGUCUCUUGCUGUUUCAUCUUUGGCCUAAUACUGGAAUUAAAACAGCUUCCCUGGCUUUCCCCAAACUUGAGCAAACGCCUUUUGCAAGCCAAGCUUUGGGAGUGUGAGCAGGUGCCGCGUGUGCUUCCCAUGACACCCAAGGCACCGUUGAGAGGAAGCCCCACACGGGAGCUGAUUUGCUGYGUUGUGACACUCCUUUUUCUCUCAUGACACUCCUUCCCCAUGAGCGUCCUCAGGUGGGUGUGAACAACUGACACGGAACUGAGCCAAGGUUCAGCCUUGGACUGGCGACUGCUCAGCCGCCAACGGCAAAAUGAUGGACGAGAUCUCCAUGGUGGUGGCUUACGAUGCCCAUGUCUUUGGCCAGCUGCGUGAUGAAGAUGUUCUGGCCAAUCUGGUGGCAGGCAGCAAACCCAAAGCUGUGGUGCCAACGAAAAAGCUGAAGAAAUAUGAACGAGAGUACCAAACAAUGCGAGAGAGCCAGCUGCAGCAGGAAGAUCCUAUGGACAGAUACAAGAGGGAAAACCGCAGGCUCCAAGAAGCAAGCAUGAGGCUGGAGCAGGAGAAUGAUGACCUUGCCCAUGAGCUUGUAACAAGCAAAAUUGCCUUACGGAAUGACCUGGACCAGGCUGAAGACAAAGCAGAUGUUUUGAACAAGGAACUUCUCCUGACCAAACAGAAGCUAGUGGAGACUGAGGAAGAGAAAAGGAAGCAGGAAGAGGAAACUGCUCAGCUGAAAGAAGUCUUCAGGAAGCAGCUGGAGAAGGCAGAAUCUGAGAUCAAGAAAACCACAGCCAUUAUUGCAGAGUAUAAACAGAUUUGUUCCCAGCUGAGUACUAGGCUGGAAAAACAACAAGCGGCCAGUAAAGAUGAACUGGAUGUUGUGAAGGGUAAAGUGAUGGCCUGCAAACACUGCAGUGAGAUUUUCAGCAAGGAGGGGGCACUGAAGGUGCCUGCUGUAAGCACGGACAACAAAGGCAUUGAAACAGAUGAUGAGAAGGAUGCAUUGAAAAAGCAGUUGAGAGAGAUGGAGCUGGAACUUGCACAGACCAAACUGCAGCUCGUGGAAGCCAAGUGCAAAAUUCAGGAGCUGGAGCACCAGAGAGGAGCCCUUAUGAAUGAAAUCCAAGCUGCCAAAAACUCUUGGUUUAGCAAAACCCUGAACUCUAUCAAAACGGCCACAGGCACACAGGCACCACCGCAGCCCCAGCCUCCCCUGCCUCCCAGAGAGGGCAGCACAUAGUUCCGGCCACACCCGGCACAAGAGCACAAAGAACAACACAGCUGAAACCCUGGAGGAUUCUUCCAGUGGUCUCUCCUCCCGGGGAAAGGACAUAAGGCAGGAGUGUGGGCUUGAAGUGAAAUUCUUCGGUGUUUUUCAUUCGUUUUCUGAUGUGACCCUUUUCAAAGGGGAAAAACAUCCUGGUUUAUGUUGAAUUCCUACUUCCCAUACUGCCUUGCUGAAAGCCACGUUCUGAUACCUUCAUUCUUUUACACUUUAUUUUAUAUGACUAGAUGUUAAAUAAAUACUUCAGAACUAGGUCUUUAAUACAACUAAUUUGAAAUUAUUUUUUAUCUUGCAUAGAGGGUUUUUCUUCUGGAGGAAGAGAGAGAAUGGAAAAUGUCUAGUACUGCAGCAUAAUCUCUCCCUAGAAAGCACAGUGUAACAUGUCUCGGAUAAUUUAUGCCCUGGGACCAUCUCAGAAGUUUAUCACAGUGACUGCAUCCUGCAGAGAAGCACUUUUUGUAAAGCCUAGGCCAUAGCAAAGAUAGGCUUGUGCUCUCCUGGCACAAUUGCUAUGAUCUUCCCUGGUAACUUCUUAGUUUGGAUUGGCUUUUCUUAAGAAAUGCAAGUAGUGCAGUUUUUUGUAACACCAUUGUUUAAAGGCUAUUUACAGCUCAACUGGAAUUUAACMUAAACUUACCUAGUUCCUUUUUUAGAAUUCAUAUUUAUAUUAAGAAUUCCAAGGAGUAAUUCCUUCCACUKGGAUAAAGGGAAAACUGUUUUGACACUUAUUUGAUGUUUUUGCUGAGAARCAGAGUGAAGACCUUGCAUGGUUUUGACCUUUUGUAAAUCCUGUGCAAUAAAGGGUAGGUUUUAUGAAUAAAAGUAAUGAAAACCUUGCCCUGGGUCUAUAUUCAGAUUCCAAAAUUGACACAGAAAUGAAGUACCAAAUAAAAUACCCAAAAGGCUUCUGCUGCACUGAUGAAUAAAAUAUCACAGAAGCAAGGUCUGUUUGCUAGAGGCUUUUGGUUAUUGUGGGUAUUGCCUAUUUUUAUAAAAACAAGCAUUUUCAAGRGGAAUGCAAACCCUAAGCUUUCCUGUCGGGGUAGACUUCUCUGGUGAUUCCCAAACCUGUCUGGUUGUUUUAUAUCUCUUAAGGUAAGAAAGUUCAAAAGCAUUCAUUUUGACUAAACAUAAAGUGUUCAUAGAAAUACUUAUUUCAUGGAAAAUUAAACUAUUGCUUGAACUGAUGGAAUAUUUUUUUAAUUAUACCKGUCAUGUCUAAAGAUGAUCUUGCAGGUAAAUGUCAUUGCUGGACUAAAUGUUGUGUAUUAAUUGUUUCAUUUACAAGAUUUUUCCAGGGACAUUAGUUCUGUUUUGAUCUUUUUUAAAAAAAAUUCUAUGGAAUGCCAUACAUUGUUGGUUUUGUACAAUAAAAUUUAAAGAUACCCAUCUUGGGCUUUGUUGUCAAGCAUAAUUGUGAAUUAUUUUCAACAGUUGAAACAAAUUUAAUGUUACCAGUGGCAAAGGAAAGAUUCUGAAAGGCAGUCGGCUGUUAGAAGUAGAGAUCAAAAUAUAAUCACCAUUCAGACCCAAUUCUCUCUUCUAAAAAUAAGGGGUUAAAAAACUAUUAUUUUAAAAUGUACCUUCAAGAACAGUGAUUUUCUGGAAUUAUUAAUAUGGUGAGGAAAAAAGGGAGAAAAMCAGAAGGUAUGUUAUCAAAGGUCUUUCUCCCAUGUCACUUUCUUGCUCAUAAUAUUUGCAUAAAUGUUUCCAUUUCCUUGACUGACAAAACCCCGUGUUUGUCAUUCACUUACCAGUUUCGCUUCACAUUCAGAAUGUGAAUCCAAAUUCAUAAUAAAUCUGAAGUUGUUUUUAAGGAUACCUGGUGAACUAUAUGAUUGUUGCAUUUGAGAGUAUUGUGCCCAUGAGGAAAACUUGGUUGUUGGACAAGUACCUGAAUUUCUCAUUUARUUUAUCUUAAUCAUACUUACAAGUGGAUUUAAAACCAUGACUGGAAAAGUUCAGGAAGAAAGAUUAAAGGAAUGUGUAAAGUUUUGAUUCCCUGAGCAGAUGAGUUAGGAGUUCACUGCUGUUCACCCCUCCAACUCCACACUGUACAGUCGUGUCCCUYGUCUUUGUUAGAGUAUGUACUGGAGAUGAUUAAAAACAACAGCAAAAAAAAAGAUGUGGGUGGAUUUACCCCUCUAUGGUUCAUCUUUCAUCAAGUGAUUGAGUUACAUCACCUCAAAGGGUCCARUGAGUGAGCGGAUCAUGGGAGUGGGACUUUCCAAGUUCAUCAAAAAGGAACUGGUAAUUACGGUCACCACGUUUCACAUGAGCUUUGACACAACAUUCCUUUUCUCAGUGUAGCUGCUUUAUGACUUUGGAAGUUGAGUUUCAGGAACAGAACCACACUUACUACCUGCUAGCCACGAUGGUUUCAAACCCUUGUAAAGAUGGAAGCUGGUUUACCUCACCAAAUGAAGUUUCAGAAAGCAAUGACUCUAAAAGGCAGUAAACAAUUUCCACCUUCCAGCUGUAGAUCCAGGGGAGCAAUUUGUAGCAGUGGCAUUUGGAAGAGUAAUAUUCAGGUGGAAACUUCAUCUUCUCAGCAUUACUGAAGGAGUAAGAAAAUGGCUUURUGGCAUUAUCUUGAUGAAUAUUCAGAAACAAGGAAAGGAGCAGGACUCCAUGAUUAAACCAGGCAAGCUAUAAUUCUAUCUGCUGACUGUUGAUGCUAUGGGGAAAUKUAGUUUCCUGCAAGAAAAGAGAUCUGUGUGUGACAGAACUACCUACACAUAUAUUGUUGGUGGAUUUGUCAAGGAUAGCUGGCUCACUGUUCAGCUUUUCAGCAGGAAACAUCAUCAAAGUCUCACUGAAACUGUUGCUUCCAUGUGACAUUGGAACAGCUAACAUAGCUGCUGAGUCUGGAGUGAUCAACCUUUUUUCCCUUAAUCUCUAGUAAACUAUGUGUCCACAUCACACUUUUAUUAAAAUUAAUUUGAAUUUUAUAAAUAUAKAUAUGUGGAACUAAAACCUAUUUUUAAAUUUUAUUGAGAAGGCAUCAUUCUGAAAUAAAGCCUUUACCUUGAUUAGGAACAAACUUCCAAAGAAUAUUUUUACUACAACUUUUAUCUUGUUGGAUUCUAAUCUCUUACUGAGAUGCCCAAUAUGGGGGGGGGGGGCCUAAAAAAAAGUCUUUUUCACUUUAAAAAGUUGUUUUUCCUUUGACUGUAACACUUUACAGGCUAAAUGAAACAAGGCUGAUUUAGUUAYGUGGUACAUCUGUGAACUAGUCUUGUAUUAUCUUUGUGAAUCAAACUUAAUAUUCUAAAGUAAUAAGACUURUUCCACUUAGUUUAUGUUUCUAAAUGUACCUGGAGGGAAUUAAAAAGAAAAAAAAAUAGAAWAUACCAUGGGUAGAGUUAAGCCAAGAAACUGCAAAAUCCCUGAGGUUCAUCUACAUUAGUGUUUGGYAGAACCAGUCUCAGGAAAGGUAGUCAGCCUUGUAAUCAGUACUGCCAGUGGACAAACCCACCCCUGUCCUGUCCACUAAUGAGGAUUUAAUUUGCUAUAGCUGAGUUACAUUGCUACAGCUAAGUUAAAGUGCUUAUUCGUAAGCAUUUUUUUUCUGUUAGACAUUUUAAAUUACUUCCCUUGGUUGGCCCUUGAAAUUUCUUUUGAGAUAAAACAUCAUCUGUGCCACAGUGUUGAGAACAACUUGAAGUAAAAACAGCCAUUUACAAGGGGAGACAGAGAUAAAAGUGAAGAACUGCAGGAGUUCAUCCCCUUCACAAAGCAUGAAGUCUCCCAUUGACUUCAGGGCUGUGAUGCCACUCACUGAAGGUGGUAGUUUAGGAGUAAAUGAAAAUCUGCAUUUACUGGCAGGAAGURUCAAAAUUUGGAAACUACAUGCCAUGCUUUCUCCACAGGAUCAAGGCAGGCCUGCACCCUUCCUUAAUAUAUUAAGUAGCWGCAGUGAAAUCCAUGAAACUACUUGUAUGUGUGGGAGAACUAAACCUYUGAUUUUCAUUUACUGUUAGACUCAGGGAUAAUUGGCAACUUCUGCAUCUUCUCCUAAGCCUAAACACCCUUGACUCUGAAACCAGAAGCACUCUUACCUUACACUGCUGGUGUUCUUCCAGCUGCUAGAGAGGAAACUUAGUGUCACAUCUGAUUGAUCAUGAAGAGUGGGCAGAGAUGUUUCCUCAAGGCUGAGGGAUUGCUGUGGCAGACAAGCACCUCAUGUCCCUGCCAGACACUGCCGAAGGGUCUGUUGUGCAAAGAGCUGGCUGCACCCAAUGUGCAAACACAAAGGUUAAAACUAAAUUCUUUUUCUGUCUAUUGUGCUAAUAUCCUACUGGGAACUGUCCCAUUACCUCCUUCCAAGUAAUAGCACUAAGGGGAGACAUGAUGAAACACUCAAGUUUGGAUCUCUCAGGUUUUAGUGUAGAUUUAUGUCACAGCAGCCUUUAGCCUAUUAAUGAGCUAAUCCAGUUGGCUUUUGGGAAAUGCAAGGAAUUUGCAAAUGGAUAAAUAACGAUCAGCAUUGAUCAAGACCUUAUCUUUCCCAAGUCAGAAGUCUACACAAUUUAUUUCAGGAUUGUGACUUGACACAUACAGGUUAGUUCUCCAGGAAUACAGGGCUCUCCAUUUUUCCUGGGUCUCAACUGCUUUGCUACUGAAUGUAUUUCAUGCUAUUUUUACCUGAAAAAAAAUAUGGGUAGAGAAUUAGGAUAUUACUUUUUAUUAUUUUCUUAUUCAAUGGGACUUGCUUUUAUUUAACCUGUAAAGGAAUAUAUAUGUAUCUUUGGAGAACUUUAUCUUGCAUAUAGAAUAAUAUAUAAGAAACUGAAUGACUAGGGGAUAAAUACAUCAAAGGAUUUGGUAUCAUAAAUUUCAUUUGUGAUUUGAUACCACCAGAAUCCUGGGCUGUACUAAUUUCCUUACAGUUUCUCUAAUUUUUGUAUUUUAUAUGAUACAUGGAUGGUACUACCAAUGCAAACCAGAUGUUCCCAGAUUUUUCUUCAGAUCUCAAUUCCUGCCUUUCAGUAAUCCCURGGUUUGCAAUUUUGCUAUACCACCCUCAAAAGCUGUGCCAGGAGCUCUCUUGAGCUGUGGGAACUCUUGCUUUCCCAUGKAAGAAGAUUCUCUGGCUUCUUUGAACUGGGAAAAGAUGGCAUGUGAAUGCAGCAAAGUUUCUAAUCUGACAUAAUCCAUCUCCCUCUCUCUGCCAUUAAGGUGAAUUCACUCCAGCACACUGAAAACAGAGCAGCUUCAAAUCUCUGACCCCAUGACAAUGAACUUUUCCAGAUUUGGAGUUGCCUUUGUGACCUAGGUGUGCCUGAAGUUCUCAAAUCAUAAAGCAUUAGGCAAAAAAAGAGCAUCAUAGAUAGGUCGGACUUCAAACUGAAAACCAUUCAGUACUACCAGUACUUGGGAARCAAAUCCAUGUAUUAUAUAAAUUACGACAUGAAAAUAUAAGUGUAAUGCUUGUUAUUAAAAGUGCAAUUCAAUGUACAUGGUCACAACAAAUGUUUACUUUUUUAAUUGUUACAGAAUUGUUCGGAUCAGUACCUUGUUAUCAUUGUGUGAAUGAUACCUUGUAAAAUAAAUGGAAAUCGA